Molecule: messenger RNA, 1407 nt
Organism: Trichoderma atroviride IMI 206040
Lineage: Eukaryota; Fungi; Ascomycota; Sordariomycetes; Hypocreales; Hypocreaceae
Source: RefSeq, a predicted model, not a curated record
AUGGAGAAGAUGACGGAUCUGCUGGCCUGGGGCAACGAUGUCGAGAUUGUAGAGCUUGAUAAAUCAGGCCACCCGCAGCAGCAAUGGCUCCAUGCCCACGACGGCCACAUCUUGCCUAAAACAUCCAACAGCCUGUUCUCCCGCUCUUUUCGAGAAUGGCGCAAGGCAAUCAUGGACUCGUUCCUGCCUGUCGGAUUCCCGCACUCCGUCUCAAAAGACUACCUCGCAUAUCAAACGUUUGAUUCUCUCCAGGCCUUCUUUUCCACCAUCAGCUCGCUCCUUGCCAACCGUGCUCUGCUUCAGGGUCUGGGAGUUGGCGAUGCCUCGUCUUCCGCUACGUUUGCCCUUCUUCUCACAAUCAUGAAGGAUGCCAUGUCUCGCAUUGCCACCAUCGUCUUUGCCCACCGCUUCGGACUUCGCAUCGAGCCAGAUGCCAAGCGAUACCGUUUCCUGGCCGAUGUUUUCAACGACAGCGCCUUCUUCUUGGAGCUGUACAGUCCGUAUCUGGGCUCGUGGGGCAAAGUCAUUGCGCUCAGUACAGGUCAAGCGCUCAGGGCUUUAUGCGGUGUUGCCGCUGGUGCCAGCAAGGCGGCGCUGAGCGUCCACUUUGCGAAACAUGAUAACCUGGCAGAGCUCAACGCAAAGGAAGCCAGCCAGGAGACAGCUGUGGGAUUGAUCGGUCUACUUGUGGGAACGCUGGUGGUCAAGAUGAUUGAGGAUCACUCCAGUGUUGUUAUUCUGAUGAUUCUCCUUGUUAUUGCCCAUCUCGGGACGAAUUAUCUUGGCGUCCGCAGUGUCUGUAUGGCAACACUGAACCGCCAACGAGCUACCAUUGUGUUUGAAGAAUUCCUCAGAAGCGGCAAAGUCUUGACUCCCGAGCAAGUGGCCGAAAGAGAAAACAUCAUCUUCUGGAAUCCCAUCAUGCGCAAUCUUCAUGGAAAGAAAGUAGUCCACGUCGAAUUUGCCGAAGGCUAUAGCCACGCCAUGAGCUGCUCCGAUCCACAUGACAAGCUCAUCAUUGUCGAUGGCAUCAACCAUACCCGGUUCAUCUGUUCUCGCGUCCCUGGUCGUGUCACUCCCAUCAAGCUACUUCUCUGGGUCGGAGCUCAGCCUAUCGAUGCCAUCCGAGCCUGGUUUGCCGCUAUGGAAGUCGCAUGGCUGAUGGGCGACAAUGGCGCAUACACGCAGAAACUGGACCAAAUGUUCUGCGACGCCGGGGUCGAGGGCAAUGGCAGGAAGUUUAGCAUCGCGGGCAGGGACAGGGAUAGUGAUUUUGUGCCAAAGUUUAACAGUCCCGGCCUCUGGGCCAAGCUGGCAGAGCAAGGCUGGGAUGUUGAGACGCAGUCUUUGGAGACGAAGGCCCCUGUGCGGCUGCAGAUUCGGCGUGCGCGCUCGAAGAAGGCCUAG